This is a messenger RNA of Carcharodon carcharias (great white shark), 2031 nucleotides long. Its product is annotated as organic solute transporter subunit alpha-like. The record is from RefSeq and is a predicted model, not a curated record. The transcript has 2 exons. The coding region runs from base 382 to 1914 and encodes 510 amino acids. Lineage: Eukaryota; Metazoa; Chordata; Chondrichthyes; Lamniformes; Lamnidae. Gene Ontology annotation, biological process: transport. Gene Ontology annotation, molecular function: transporter activity.
AGGUCCUGAAAUCACCCGUUCUGAUCAGGAUAUAAGGAACAUCUCAUCUUUGAAGUUACCAAAACACCUGAGUAGUUUCUUGAAAUUUGGAUCCACGACUCCUUUGGUCUUCUGAAAUAAAGCUGCCUCUGAACUUUCAUUGGAAAAUAACACCAAAAAAUUCACACAUUUGCAACAAAGAGUUAAACAUAACACAUUAUAAUGCAGGAGCAGUGCGAAGCAGGUCAGCAUCACGUGAAGAGACCGGGAGGGGUUGGAAGUGGAUCAGCACCCCUGAAGUGAAAGAGAAAAAAAAAUCAAACUCUGACAUCAGUGGAAAGCUGUGAGUUGAUUGGCUCGUGAGUAUUGCUGCUGCUUUUCCAUUCUCCAAAGUGGGGCUUCAUGAACAGCAGGAAACAGCAAGAACAGAGUGGGGCUAUCCCCCAUCACCAGGAGAGCAGAGCGGGGCUAUCCCCCAUCACCGGGAGAGCAGAGUGGGGCUAUCCACUGUCACCGGGAGAGCAGAGCGGGGCUAUCCGCUGCCACCAAGGAACAGAGUGGGGCUCUCCCCCAUCACCAGGAGAGCAGAGCGUGGCUAUCCCCCAACACCGGGAGAGCAGAGCGGGGCUAUCCCCCAUCACCAGGAGGACAGAGCGGGGCUAUCCCCCAUCACCGAGAGAGCAGAACGGGGCUAUCCCCCAUCACCAGGAGAGCAGAGUGGGGCUAUCCCCCAUCACCAGGAGAGCAGAGCGGGGCUAUCCCCCAUCACCAGGAGAGCAGAGCGGGGCUAUCCCCCAUCACCACGGGAGCAGAGUGGAGCUAUCCCCCAUCACCAGGAGAGCAGAGUGGGGCUAUCCCCUAACACCGGGAGAGCAGAGCGGGGCUAUCCCCAUCAUCAGGAGAGCAGAGUGGGGCUAUCCCCCAACACCGGGAGACCAGAGCGGGGCUAUCCCCCAUCACCGGGAGAGCAGAGUGGGUCUAUCCCCCAUCACUGGGAGAGCAGAGUGGGGCUAUCCCCCAUCACCAGGAGAGCAGAGCGGGGCUAUCCCGCAUUACCGGGAGAGCAGAGUGGAGCUAUCACCCAUCACCAGGAGGACAGAGCGGAGCUCUCCCCCAUCACCGGGCAACCAGAGCGGGGCUAUCCCCCAUCACUGCGAGAGCAGAAUGGAGCUAUCCCCCAUCACCAGGAAGACAGAGCGGAGCUCUCCCCCAUCACCGGGAGAGCAGAGUGGGGCUAUCCCCCAUCACCAGGAGAGCAGAGUGAGGCUAUCCCCAGUCAACAGGAGAGCAGAGCGGGGCUAUUCCCCCAUCACCGGGAGAGCAGAGCGGGGCUAUCCCCCAUCACCGCGAGAGCAGUGGAGCUAUCCCCCAUCACCAGGAGGACAGAGUGGGGCUAUCCCCCAUCACCAGGAGAGCAGAGCGGGGCUAUCCCCCAUCACUGGGAGAGCAGAGAGGGGCUAUCCCCCAUCACCAGGAGGACAGAGUGGGGCUAUCCCCCAUCACCGGGAGAGCAGAGCGGGGCUCUCCCCCAUCACCGGGAGAGCAGAGUGGGGCUAUCCCCCAUCACUGGGAGAGCAGAGCGGGGCUAUCCCCCAUCACCAGGAGGACAGAGCGGGGCUAUCCCCCAACACCGGGAGAGCAGAGUGGGGCUAUCCCCCAUCACCGGGAGGGCAGAGCAGGGCUAUUCCCCCAUUACCAGGAGAGCAGAGCGGGGCUAUUCCCCCAUCACCGGGAGAGCAGUGCAGGGCUAUCCCCCAUCACCGGGAGAGCAGAGAGGGGCUAUCCGCUGUCACCAGGAGAACAGAGCGGGGCUAUCCCCAAUCACUGGGAGACCAGAGCGGGGCUAUCUACUGUCACCAGCUGGUAGUCUGUGGGUUCAGAGUCCAUGUUUCGAAAGAAAGGUCAAAGUGUGACUUCAUAGCAAAGCAGAAAUAGACCACCAUGUAAAGAUCCUGGAAAUGUUUGUAUUUCUACUCGUCUCCAGAAAGUAUUAUCGGAAACAAAUGCCAGAAUCUAUUCCACUGCAUUUUGAAAAUCCACUUCACACUAUGC